Molecule: messenger RNA, 3955 nt
Organism: Phascolarctos cinereus (koala)
Lineage: Eukaryota; Metazoa; Chordata; Mammalia; Diprotodontia; Phascolarctidae
Gene: TCTN1
Product: tectonic family member 1
Biological process (GO): cilium assembly; protein localization to ciliary transition zone
Cellular component (GO): MKS complex
Source: RefSeq, a predicted model, not a curated record
AAGAUGACAUCGGGGCUUAGAGGGGAGUGAGAAGCACCUUGGAUUAAGUUAAAGGAACUGGGUUCUAAUAUUGGUUCUGCUACUUACUGCACUUGAGACCUUGAACAAGUUACUCAGCCUCUCUGACCCUCUGUUUCAUUAUCUUGACAAAACCCCUGCUUCAUUUUGUGCUCCAAAGCCAGAUUUCCUGUUAUUCUGCAGCAAUACUUCCCACUCCUGCCUUUUAUGAUGAUGCUUCUAGAGCUGAAAGUGAUCUUAAAGAUGCAACACCCUCUUUUAUGUAUGGGGAAACUGAAGCCCCAGAGAAGUCAUAUUCCCUUAGCUCAAGGUCACACAGGCAGGAAGUAGCAGAUCUGGGAUUCAAUCUGAGGGUCCUUCCCAGCAGCAGAACAAGUCUCUUGACUCUCAGACCAGUGUUCUUCCUUCUCUCUCCCACUCCUUCCUCCAUGAACCCCCAAAUCCGCAUCCUUGUCUCCCUGCCUUCAUCCUCCUUCCCUUGGCUCUCCUGACACCAUCAUCCUUCCUUUUCCAAGACUGCUGUGUCCCCAGGCCUUUGUCCAUCUUCCUAAGUUAGCUCUGCUCCUUCGAAGUCAUCCUCUUCCAGAUCCCAAGUCUUCUUUCCUCUGCACCCCUGACUCAUUUUCCUCCCUAAGCUGUGCUCUGAGCCCUGAAUGUCAAUGGCCUCCAUUUCCCUAACCUUGCUCAGCAAAUCUUCCUCUCACUUUCGCAUCAAUCUCUUCCCCUUCCCUAGGCUCUCUCUGUAUCCCUGACUUAUCUUCCAGUUCCCUAACCCAGCUCUCCAUCCCUGAUGUCAAACUCUUCCCUUUCCCCAGGUGUUCAUGACACCAUCUGCUUCCCUUCCCUAACCUCACUUUGAUGCUACCCUCUGUACCCUGGACGUGAAUCCCAGGUCACUGCCUGACAUCAAUCUGUCCUGGUUCCCUAGGCUCACUCUGUGCUUCUGAAGUCAGUCUCUUCUAAUCUCUCAACGUCUCCUUUAGCCUUGACACCAUUAGACUCUGAGUUCCAUAGAUUUGUUCUGUGCCCAUGAUGUCAUGCUCUUCCUUGCCUUAAUUUUACUCUGAGCCCCUGUUGUCAUCCCUUUCCAAUUCCCUGGAUUUGCUUUAUGCCCCUCUCCUUCCUUAGGUCUUGUCUCUGACAUCAAUCUCUGCCAGUUCUCUAACUUUGGUCUGCGCCGGUGACCACGCUAGACUUUAUUCUGCACCUCUGACGUCAUCUCCUUUCAAUUACUCAGACUUGCUCUCUGCUCCUGACAGUCUCCACAAGGGAAAAUUUCAGGCAGGGCUGGGGUGGGGGAUUCUAAGCUCCUGCGUUUUCUUCUAUUCUUUAUCCUGAGCCCCCGCUGUCAUCCUUUCCAGUUCCCUAAGCGACAUUAAUCUUUCUCCAUUCCUGGGGUAGGGGUGUGUGUGUGUGUGUGUAAGGGGAGUGGGUGAAGUGGGGUGGUUCUAAGCCCCUGACGUCAUCUUUCAGUUUUUAUUCUGAGCACCCGACGUCGUCCCUUCCAAUUCCCCAGAUCUGUGUCCCUAACAUUAUUCUUCCUCUCUUUCCCCGGGCGGGGUACGGUGAGUGGGGGAGGGGAGGGCUCUGAGCCCCCGACAUCAUCCCCUUCCAGUUCGCUAACCUCGCUAGGCUUCGUGGACGUCAAUCUCCGCCCCUUCCCUAGACUUGCUUGGCACCCCAGAUCCCAAACUCCUCCCUAGAGUACCCUCCCUCUGCGCCCCCCACUGCGGCCUCCCGGCGUCCUCAGACUGGGCUCACUUCUCCGGAAGUGAGGUCUGAACCCGAGGCUCCGGUCCAUGGCGUCAAUCCCCGCCCCUUCCUCGGGCUGGCUUAGCCCCGCCCCCCUUUCGCCUCUCCCGACUUGCUCCGCCUCUCUCCCUUUCCCCAGCCAGCCUCUUCUCGUGAUGCCCCGCGCUCGGCCAAGGCCGUUGCCCCGGCGACGCGCGUUUCCGGCGUGAUGGCCGGUCUGUGGCCUGAGAUGGGAUGGUGGUGUCUCCUGAUGCUGCUGCUGGUCUUCCUGGGCCCGGGGGCAGCGCAGAGUCUCGACUCCGAACUCCGACCUCGGGCCCACACCGAGUCCACUCAAGGCCCCGAUCCCGGGCCCACCCCGCGCUUCGGGGACCAUCGGCCCGUGACCGAGGUCCGCGGACCCGCUGGGGCCACUUCUCCUCAGUCGCCCCUGACUCUGGCCCCGAGGUUCGCAGAGGAGGAGGUGCAGCCUGCUCUGAGGCCCAGCCCGGUCACGGACGAAGUGACAGGAAGUUAUGCUUUCAGAAGAUAGCCGUAUAUGAAAUGAAUUUUACAGCGCAUCCCCCUGAAAGACUAUUUUACUUAGCAGACCAAACAAAUCCAUCUCUUUUCUGCCUCUAUACUCUCAACUACAAAGCUGAAUUAUCCUUUAUUACUCCUGAAUUCCCCAAUGAGAAUAAUUUUGAUAAUUUCUUAAAAAAGUCUGGUAAUUAUGCCAACACUAAAGAAUCAAACAUUUAUCAUCCAACCAUAUUGAAUACUCCAACUGCUACUAAAUACAAGUACAGAGUUCCUGUGCAGACUUCUGAUUCAUUUCUGAAGCUUCCAUGUCCUUUACUCGCUUCUCAAUGCUCAGAUAACAAUCCUGUAGGCUUUCUGAUGAACGAGGUCUUUCGAUGUAACAGAAGAGUAACUCUGGAGCAGUGUGGCGAAGACAGAGCCCUCAGCAUGGGUCAGUACAUUCAGCCCAAGAUUUUGGCCGAACCUAAUUCAAGUAAAGAGAUUCCUGUCACUGUCCGGGCUGUAUUUCUGCAAUCUCUAAAUAAAACAGUGACUCAGAAUACCCAGAGUGAUGCUCUUUUGCAUCCCACUUUUGUCAAUAUCAAUGGUCUGAAAGCCUGCACUAAUGUUGUUCUUAAGUUAAAGUACAGCAUCACAUACACAGAGGCAGGUGAAAUCACAAAGGCUGAUAUCCAUUUCCUUCUUGGGACAGUCAGCAGCUCAAUGCUUCCACUCCAACAGCAAUUUCAGGUUCAAUUUCUUCAGCAAAAUAUUAAGUCAUUCCCUCUCAGUGGAAAUCCAGGUUAUGUUCCGGGACUACCAUUAAUAGCUGGAUUUGAGAUAGAAUCUCAGAUUGUUCAGAGUACUAAUAGAUAUGGACAGUUUACCAUUUUUCACAGCACAGCUGAGCAGAACUGUUUAUUAGCAGAAGGACUUAGAAAACCAGUAGUUUUUGGUUAUAAUAUGGUGACUGGAUGCAAAAUAAGAUUGACUAAAACUACCAAUUGCCAACUAGUUGGGAGAAGACUAAAAAGAUUACUGAUGGGGGAGAGCUUCCCAGACUAUGUCUCUUCUUUUGGAAAUUCUCCUGCCCAGAAUUUGCAGGACUGGGUGCCUGUCCGUUUUUCCAUGUUUACAGCAAAAGGACAGGAGCCAUGUUUGAUUCCACUGGUCUAUGAUAUAAGAGUGAAGUGGACUAAGUAUGGUUCCUUAGUGAAUCCACAAGCCAAAAUAGUCAGUGUUGCUGUGCAAAUGAUUUCAUCUGCUUUUUCCAAGACUGAGUUAGAACAUGGAAGGACAGUACAGGUUUCUACCGUGGUUAGUUUUACUGAUGUGUCUGCACCAGCAGAAGCCGGUUACAAGGCUCAGCCCACCAUUGAUGCCAAGCUGCCCUCCAAUUUCUUCUUUCCAUUUGCAUGAUAAUGUCCACAACUAGGGAAUCCAGUGCUGAAAUAUAUGUGAAACUAUACAUUUGGCAAAACUAAAUUUCAUACAAACCCAUCCAGUUCUAGUAUUCAUUUUCAAACAAGUUUUUAGACUUUGGAAGAUGAGAAAAGGUAGCUUAUGAAGCAUUUGUUGUCAAGGGAACUCUCUUCAUAUCAAGAUAAAAAGACAGCUCUUAGGAGGAACUAUGUAACAUCUGGACAUAAUCAGACCUGAUGAGAACAAGUAAAAUGAAGGUUCC